Apodemus sylvaticus (European woodmouse) is the source of this 1884-nucleotide messenger RNA. It is a transcript of the gene Slc6a11, whose product is annotated as solute carrier family 6 member 11. Gene Ontology annotation, cellular component: plasma membrane. The transcript has 14 exons. Gene Ontology annotation, biological process: sodium ion transmembrane transport; neurotransmitter transport. The coding region runs from base 1 to 1884 and encodes 627 amino acids. The record is from RefSeq and is a predicted model, not a curated record. Lineage: Eukaryota; Metazoa; Chordata; Mammalia; Rodentia; Muridae. Gene Ontology annotation, molecular function: gamma-aminobutyric acid:sodium:chloride symporter activity.
AUGACUGCGGAGCAAGCGCUGCCCCUGGGCAACGGGAAGGCGGCCGAGGAGGCGCGGGGGUCCGAGGCGCAGGGCAGCGGCGGCGGGGGCGCGGCGGGGACGCGCGAGGCGCGCGACAAGGCUGUCCAUGAGCGCGGCCACUGGAACAACAAGGUGGAGUUCGUGUUGAGCGUAGCGGGAGAGAUCAUCGGGCUGGGCAACGUGUGGCGCUUCCCCUACCUGUGCUACAAGAACGGCGGAGGGGCAUUCCUGAUUCCUUACGUGGUGUUUUUCAUCUGCUGUGGAAUCCCGGUCUUCUUCCUGGAAACAGCUCUGGGGCAGUUCACAAGUGAGGGCGGCAUCACAUGCUGGAGGAGAGUCUGCCCUUUAUUUGAAGGCAUUGGCUAUGCAACGCAGGUGAUCGAGGCGCACCUCAAUGUCUACUACAUCAUCAUCCUGGCGUGGGCCAUCUUCUACCUAAGCAAUUGCUUCACCACCGAGCUCCCCUGGGCCACCUGUGGGCACGAGUGGAACACAGAGAAAUGUGUGGAGUUUCAGAAGCUGAACUUCAGCAACUACAGUCAUGUGUCCCUGCAGAACGCCACCUCCCCGGUCAUGGAGUUCUGGGAACGCCGGGUCUUGGCUAUAUCCGAUGGCAUCGAGCACAUUGGGAACCUCCGAUGGGAGCUGGCACUGUGUCUCCUGGCUGCCUGGACCAUCUGCUACUUCUGCAUCUGGAAGGGUACUAAGUCGACUGGAAAGGUCGUGUAUGUCACUGCGACCUUCCCCUACAUCAUGCUGCUGAUCCUCCUGAUCCGAGGGGUGACAUUGCCAGGCGCCUCUGAAGGCAUCAAGUUCUAUCUGUACCCUGACCUCUCCCGGCUCUCUGAUCCACAGGUGUGGGUGGACGCUGGAACACAGAUCUUUUUCUCCUAUGCCAUCUGCCUGGGCUGCCUGACCGCUCUGGGGAGUUACAACAACUAUAACAACAACUGCUACAGGGACUGUAUCAUGCUCUGCUGUCUAAACAGUGGCACCAGCUUCGUGGCGGGGUUCGCCAUCUUCUCAGUCCUGGGCUUCAUGGCGUACGAGCAGGGCGUGCCUAUUGCUGAAGUAGCAGAAUCAGGUCCUGGACUGGCUUUUAUCGCCUACCCCAAGGCUGUCACUAUGAUGCCCCUCUCCCCAUUGUGGGCCACCUUGUUCUUCAUGAUGCUCAUCUUCCUGGGCCUGGACAGUCAGUUUGUGUGCGUGGAGAGCCUCGUGACAGCGGUGGUAGACAUGUACCCCAAAGUCUUCCGGCGGGGCUACCGGCGAGAACUGCUCAUCCUGGCCCUGUCCAUCAUCUCCUAUUUCCUAGGCCUGGUGAUGCUGACAGAGGGAGGCAUGUACAUUUUCCAGCUUUUCGACUCAUACGCCGCCAGUGGCAUGUGCUUGCUGUUCGUGGCCAUCUUUGAGUGUGUCUGCAUCGGCUGGGUGUAUGGAAGCAACCGGUUCUACGACAAUAUUGAAGACAUGAUUGGUUACCGGCCACUGUCACUCAUCAAGUGGUGCUGGAAAGUCGUGACCCCUGGCAUCUGUGCGGGCAUCUUCAUCUUCUUUCUGGUCAAGUACAAGCCGCUCAAGUACAACAAUGUGUACACGUACCCCGCGUGGGGCUACGGCAUCGGCUGGCUCAUGGCCCUGUCCUCCAUGCUCUGUAUCCCGCUCUGGAUCUUCAUCAAGCUGUGGAAGACAGAGGGCACGCUACCCGAGAAAUUACAGAAGUUGACAGUCCCCAGCGCCGAUCUGAAAAUGAGGGGCAAGCUUGGGGCCAGCCCACGGACGGUGACCGUUAAUGACUGUGAGGCCAAGGUCAAGGGCGACGGCACCAUCUCUGCCAUCACAGAGAAGGAGACACACUUCUGA